This is a messenger RNA of Microtus ochrogaster (prairie vole), 3960 nucleotides long. RefSeq names its product ubiquitin associated and SH3 domain containing B (gene Ubash3b). Lineage: Eukaryota; Metazoa; Chordata; Mammalia; Rodentia; Cricetidae. The record is from RefSeq and is a predicted model, not a curated record. Gene Ontology annotation, molecular function: protein tyrosine phosphatase activity; protein binding. Gene Ontology annotation, biological process: peptidyl-tyrosine dephosphorylation; negative regulation of bone resorption; collagen-activated tyrosine kinase receptor signaling pathway. Gene Ontology annotation, cellular component: cytoplasm.
CUCCUCCCUUUUUUCUUUCCCUUUCUCUUGUCCCUUCUUCCUUAGCCUCUACCCUCUCAGGUCCUAUCCUACCACUUCCAAGAGUCAGAGGCCCUUUUCCGGAAGUCGUUCUCUAGUCACUACGGGCUAUGGGGGAGAUGUAACAACUUUGUAACCGCUGCAGGAUCAAUCUGAAGUGAUACCUUUCCGCGGGCUUUACUGUGGCUUAGACGUCUGGUCUUCUCAUCCAUGCUUGCAGUAGGUUUCCAUUGCUGACCUUGCCAAUGAUCAAAUGAAACGUGAAAUAGGCUAUUCCGAAGCCUCGAGGCCCAGAUGGGUCGGUGUGCAAGCCAAGGGCAGAUCUGGGUCUCUGAGAACCAAAGCACACUGGCCUAGUUGGUUACUGCGGGACCUUCUGUCUAGAAGCAAUGCCUACUACAGCUGGAAUCCUGCCAGCAGGGCUUGGGCCCGCGCGGCCGCUUUAAGAGAGGGGCGGGGCCCUGCACAGGCGAGGCAGGGCCUGCCCACAAGGCUGCUUUUCCUUUUUGAUCCAUUCAAAAAUUACUCAUUGCAAAUUCCCGGACAGCUCGGGAAGGAGAAGCCGGGGGGCGGAGGACAGAGAAGGCUGCAGAGUCUCAGUGUUGAGACUCCACUGCACAGCGGGCUGAGAUCGGUCCCACAGAAGCUGCCGGCCCGCGCCGAGCUCCCGGGGCCUCUCCAGGAAGCGUCAGUCUCCGCCCGGGGAGCUGGGAGCACCGCCCCCGCCGUCUUCCCGGGACCCCCAGCUUCUGUGCGCGGGCGAUGGGCGGCCACUGAGCGGACACUAGGCUCCGCGACCCCAGCCCUUUCCAUGGCCGCGCGCGAGGAGCUGUACAGCAAAGUCACCCCGCGCAGGGACCGCCUGCAGCGCCCGGGCACCGUCAAGCAUGGGUCGGCGCUGGACGUGCUCCUGUCCAUGGGCUUCCCCCGCGCCCGAGCACAAAAAGCUCUGGCAUCCACGGGAGGAAGAAGCGUUCAAGCAGCAUGUGACUGGCUGUUCUCCCAUGUUGGUGACCCCUUCCUGGAUGACCCCCUGCCGCGAGAGUACGUCCUCUACCUCCGCCCAACUGGCCCAUUAGCCCAGAAGCUUUCUGACUUCUGGCAGCAGUCCAAGCAGAUCUGUGGGAAGAACAAGGCCCACAACAUCUUCCCCCACAUCACUCUCUGCCAGUUCUUCAUGUGCGAGGACAGCAAGGUGGAUGCUCUGGGGGAAGCCCUGCAGACUACUGUCAGCCGUUGGAAGUGUAAGUUCUCUGCCCCGCUGCCUCUGGAGCUCUAUACCUCCUCCAACUUCAUCGGGCUCUUCGUCAAGGAAGACAGCGCUGAGGUCCUCAAGAAGUUCGCUGCUGACUUUGCUGCAGAGGCCGCGUCCAAAACAGAAGUGCACGUGGAGCCUCAUAAGAAACAGCUGCAUGUGACCCUGGCAUACCACUUCCAAGCCAGCCACCUGCCCACUCUGGAGAAACUCGCCCAGAACAUCGAUGUCAAGCUUGGGUGUGACUGGGUGGCCACCAUAUUCUCUCGGGAUAUCCGGUUUGCUAACCACGAGACGUUACAGGUGAUCUACCCCUAUUCCCCUCAGAACGAUGAUGAGCUGGAGUUGGUCCCUGGGGACUUCAUCUUCAUGUCUCCCAUGGAACAGACCAGCACCAGCGAGGGCUGGAUUUACGGCACCUCGCUGACCACCGGCUGCUCGGGGCUGCUUCCAGAGAAUUAUAUCACCAAGGCGGAUGAGUGUAGCACCUGGAUCUUCCAUGGUUCAUACUCCAUCUUAAAUACCGUGUCACCCAGCUCCCUCACAUUUGGUGAUGGGGUAUUGGAGAGGCGACAGUAUGAGGACCAAGGACUCGGGGAGACGACGCCUCUCACUAUCAUCUGCCAGCCCAUGCAGCCCCUGAGAGUCAACAGCCAGCCUGGGCCCCAGAAGCGAUGUCUCUUCGUGUGUCGGCAUGGGGAGAGGAUGGAUGUUGUGUUCGGGAAGUACUGGCUAUCCCAGUGCUUUGAUGCCAAAGGCCGCUACAUACGCACCAACCUGAACAUGCCUCAUAGCUUACCUCAGCGGAGUGGUGGUUUCCGAGACUACGAGAAAGACGCGCCAAUCACUGUGUUUGGGUGUAUGCAAGCAAGGCUAGUGGGUGAAGCCUUGUUAGAAAGUAACACCGUUAUUGAUCACGUUUAUUGCUCUCCAUCCCUACGCUGCGUUCAGACUGCACAUAAUAUAUUGAAAGGUUUACAACAAGACAAUCACUUAAAGAUUCGGGUCGAGCCCGGCUUAUUUGAAUGGACAAAGUGGGUUGCUGGGAACACAUUACCGGCGUGGAUACCUCCAUCGGAGUUAGCUGCGGCCAACCUCAGUGUUGAUACAACCUACAGACCUCACAUCCCAGUCAGCAAAUUAGUGAUUUCCGAAUCCUAUGACACCUACAUCAGCAGAAGUUUCCAAGUGACGAAGGAGAUAAUAAGCGAAUGUAAAAGCAAAGGAAAUAACAUUCUGAUUGUGGCCCAUGCAUCUUCCCUCGAAGCCUGUACCUGCCAACUCCAAGGCCUGUCCCCACAGAACUCCAAGGACUUCGUCCAAAUGGUCCGGAAGAUCCCAUACCUAGGCUUUUGUUCCUGUGAAGAAUUGGGAGAAACUGGAAUAUGGCAGCUGACAGACCCGCCCAUUCUUCCCCUUACCCAUGGACCCACUGGGGGCUUCAACUGGAGAGAGACCUUGCUGCAGGAAUAAGCUGCCUGUGCAACGGGAAGAACCGGCCUGUUGCAGAUGAGUCGUCAGGAUGUCCAGGAGCAGAGGGAAAGCCCAUACUGCAUUUGAUGUGGACAGCUCAGAAUCAUUUCGCCUAUUUCUUUUCGUGCUUAGGGGGUCUUACAGUGAGACUGUGUGUGUCAGUGAGAGAAAGGUAUGAUUCAGGAGGAGAACAAAAUCCAUCUUCUCUGGACUUGCCUAGCUAGCAUGGCUUUGAAGAAUUGUCUUCCUAAACCGGGCACCUGCUGCAGCAGAGACUACCACCCUUCUUCAGGCUGUGCAUGGCUAAAGAGCUUCACUCUUCUCCCAGAGGGCUGCCCCUACCCUCAAGAGACGUGCAAGAGGAAGAAGGACUGUGUCUCGAAUCCAACCGGGGAUGGCAUUGUCUUUUGUAUUCCAUUUGCAAGUUAGGCAAAGCCAUGUUGCGGAGUGCUUUGGUGGCUACUAGAAACCGUAAGACUAGUCCUAGGGUCGUAUAGCAGCUCCCACCCCCAGCAGGCUCCAUUCGCUAAUGUGCAAGGCACGUGCUUAAAGACUCCACCAUUCAGCCUGGUCCUUCAUGCUUCUAUCUGUGAAAUGGGGAGAGAAGCACAUUUGCUCUCCAAAGCACUUUGAGAUACUCAGGGGGACAUAAAGAAAAUGUGUGAUGUAUUGAAUGAGGUACGGUGACUUGCAGAAUAUUAAUCAAGUUGAAACUACCCCUGUGGUGACCCCAUGAACUGUGAAAGCUCUAAGCCAGUCUGAAUCAAGAUCUGUCUUCCCACCAGGCUCUGGACUGUGUCAAGCAGUUAAGGAGAUCGACAUCUGGACAGAUGUUUGUCUGAUUCAUUAUUUGGAUCAGCAAGAAACUCCUGUACGAUAUGGAUAUUUGUAGAAGGUUUGCCGAUGGUCAAGUUGUACACAUACAGUCUGUGUCAACUGUGGCAGAAUAUCCAUAGGCGAAACCAGUUCUAGGUUAUUUAAGGAAGCCAGGGGACUGACUUGAAUGAUGACAGUCACAACUGCACUGUUCCUUUUGCUGUCCUCUUUAUUUGCUUCUCUGUGACAAUUUAAAACAGACGGGAGGAAGGGCUGCUUGAAGGGAGUGGAGAGUCGCAGCCUGCCUGUGACUCUCAUCACGCCUACUUCAUGUAUUUAGAGAGAGAGUGUGUGUAUUUAAAAGAAGAAUAAAUGACAAUCAAGCCUAAACAUCACUU